UUUUAUUAUUAUCUUCAGUUAUUCGAGUGAUCGGUGGUCGAUCAUAAGCCACGCAGUACCAUCGGGUAAUGGGCUGACAUAGUAACUACCGGGACAGUAGUGAAUAGAGAAGCGAGAGUCUUCUUUUAUUAAUUUAUUCUUUUCUUCCAGGAGGAAGUGCCAGAGGGAGAUGGCCCUAAUCGGGUCAGAGGAUUGGUCCGAAGAACUAGAGUUCCAUAAUGAGGAUCAAUCAUUAUAUGCGCAACUAGUAGGAGCUAGGCGAGAGCAUUGGACGAUGGCAUCGUUCAGACAAUACCUUACAAUCUUAGAAGGACAAGAUGUAGUGGCUACUUUAUUAUUUCCUAGUCCUGGGGAUCUGGGUAAGUGCCUAGAUAGACUGGCACGACUGGUUUGUUCGGAGAACGCACUGCAAGGUGAGGCAUGGAUUGCCCUUGAGGAUACUUCACUCGGGUCAGAGGACCCCGUAUGCAGCGCACUUGUCUGGCUAUCUGCCGGGAAUGGUAGUGGCUGGAAGCCCGAUUUAGUUCGCGAAGUAAGCGGACGGUUGGCCGACUGGGGCGGCACCUGCUAUGUUGAAGUAGUACCGUCGGGCGGUACGCUAGCCUGGCUUGACGAGCGGGAGGACGCUCUUACGAAGGCUCACAAACAUCUGGAUGAUGUGGGCAACUGGUUGUUAUGGUGCAACGCGUGUUGGAUGCGUUUGUCGCUCCACGGAGAGGGGGGCGAUAGGUCUAUUACCGAGCAAUGCCCUGCCUACCGUAAUCAGUCAUGUAAUGGGGGUCGUGAGACCGGUAUUGGAACAGAGUGACUACUAAGCCGUAGUUAACUUGUUAAUAGGGCAAGCCUUCUAGUAGGCUCGGCGGUAAAGUAUACGUUUAUAGGAACGGAGUGAGAUGUUAGAAACUUAGCCGAGAGGGUGGAACGGUCGGAGAAGACCGGCAAACGAGUUAGAUACGAGAAUGGAAUUGAAGAG
Molecule: messenger RNA, 973 nt
Organism: Colletotrichum phormii
Lineage: Eukaryota; Fungi; Ascomycota; Sordariomycetes; Glomerellales; Glomerellaceae
Exons: 1
Coding region: 170-808 (212 amino acids)
Source: RefSeq, a predicted model, not a curated record